Uncinocarpus reesii 1704 is the source of this 759-nucleotide messenger RNA. RefSeq lists its product as uncharacterized. Gene Ontology annotation, molecular function: hydrolase activity, acting on carbon-nitrogen (but not peptide) bonds, in linear amides. Bases 1 to 759 code for a protein of 252 amino acids. The transcript has 4 exons. The record is from RefSeq and is a predicted model, not a curated record. Lineage: Eukaryota; Fungi; Ascomycota; Eurotiomycetes; Onygenales; Onygenaceae.
AUGGCCCAUAAUCUGAUUCAAUGUCAGAUCUUAGUGCAGAAGGCUGUUCGUGCAGCGUCGGAUUACAUCGCGUCAUCGUCUACGGAGUCGCUGUUCUUGGUUCGGCCAGUUCAUGAGAGCGACUUCGUUUUGGGCUUGCAAAAGGAGGCGAGAUUAGCAAAAUUGCCGAUCAAUGUCGGAAUACAUGAGCCCGCCCAGGGCGGCGAGAAAGUCAAAAACACACUGAUAUGGAUCGAUGAGAGCGGCAAGAUUACUCAAAAAUACCAGAAACUUCACCUUUUUGACGUUGAUAUCAAAGGCGGCCCUGUCUUGAAGGAGAGCAGGAAUGUUGAGAAGGGGACGAAAAUUGUACCUCCUUUUGAGACACCAGUUGGCCGCCUGGGAUUAAGUAUAUGCUUCGAUCUCCGAUUUCCAGAAGUAAGCUUAGCACUACGCCGGCAAGGUGCCGAGAUCAUCACAUAUCCGUCCGCAUUUACAGUACCAACCGGCCAGGCUCAUUGGGAGACACUGCUUCGCGCUCGAGCGAUCGAGACGCAAUCCUAUAUCGUCGCAGCUGCUCAGUGCGGCCCGCAUAAUCCAAAGCGCUUUAGUUAUGGUCAUUCGUUGAUUGUCAAUCCGUGGGGAGAGGUUGUUGCCAAACUAGGGGGCGAGUAUGAGGAGCCAGAAAUUGCGGUGGCCGAUAUUGAUUUCGAUUUGCUGACAAAGGUGCGGACUGAAAUGCCGCUAUUGAGGAGGACAGAUGUGUAUCCUGAAGUUUGA